Phycodurus eques (leafy seadragon) is the source of this 3241-nucleotide messenger RNA. RefSeq names its product MFSD2 lysolipid transporter A, lysophospholipid b (gene mfsd2ab). Gene Ontology annotation, cellular component: membrane. The transcript has 14 exons. The record is from RefSeq and is a predicted model, not a curated record. Gene Ontology annotation, biological process: carbohydrate transport. The coding region runs from base 180 to 1757 and encodes 525 amino acids. Gene Ontology annotation, molecular function: lysophospholipid:sodium symporter activity. NCBI's taxonomy places the organism in Eukaryota, Metazoa, Chordata, Actinopteri, Syngnathiformes, Syngnathidae.
GUCCACCUUAUCCGCAUCCUCUCACUUUGCUAUCAGAUUCCACGCAAGACUCUCUCGAGCAACUUCUUCAGCUGAACCGGGAGAUUCUUUUUUUUUUUUAAUUGAAAAAUUAUUAUUAUUAUUAUUAUUAGAUUUUGCUACUUUGUGUCAAGAUAACGCGACGAAGCAGCCAUUCUGAUAUGGCCAAGGGAGAAGGAGCCGAGCAAUACUCCAACGCCAGUUUAUUGACUAAACCUGGCAACUCCGACCCCAUUUCGCAUCCCAGAAAGCAUGAGCAAAGAAACAGAUUGUCUGUCUGCAACAAGCUCUGCUACGCCAUUGGUGGAGCGCCCUACCAGAUCACUGGAUGUGCCUUAGGCUUCUUUUUGCAACUCUAUCUGCUGGAUGUAGCGCAGCUAGAUCCAUUCUACGCCUCAAUCAUCUUGUUUGUGGGCAGAGCAUGGGAUGCAAUAACGGACCCCACAGUGGGCUUCCUCGUCUCGAGGAGUCCUUGGACACGAAUUGGACGAAUGAUGCCCUGGAUUGUGAUCUCAACUCCUCUCGCUGUGCUCACCUACUUCCUAAUAUGGUAUGUGCCCCCCUUUGAGGACAGCAAAGUCAUCUGGUACCUUUUCUUCUACUGUCUCUUCCAGAGCCUUCAAACUUGCUUCCAUGUGCCAUAUUCCGCCCUCACCAUGUUCAUCAGCUCAGAGCAGAAAGAAAGGGACUCUGCUACAGCUUACAGGAUGACGAUUGAGGUUCUGGGCACUGUGCUCGGUACCGCCAUCCAGGGCCAGAUAGUGGGCAUGGCGAACGCGCCCUGCAUCCCAGGACCGGGUGAAAUUUUGGCGGACAUGAGCAACUCCUCCUCAGGCCUCAACGGCACAGACCACGUCAUCUCCCUGGAACACACGAGAGCCGCCUACAUGAUCGCCUCUGGUGUCAUCAGCUUAAUCUACGUCCUCUGCGCCAUUGUUCUGUUCUUUGGUGUGAGAGAGCAAAAAGAGUCCAGCCGUCCCAAGUCUGAGCCCUUGUCGUUCUUCCAGGGCAUCAAGCUGGUGAUGGGACACGGGCCCUACGCCAAACUGGUCAUGGUCUUCCUCUUUACCUCGUUGGCAUUCAUGCUCCUCGAGGGCAACUUCGCUCUGUUCUGUAGCUACACCCUGGGCUUCCGAAACGACUUCCAGAAUAUUCUGUUGGUGAUCAUGCUCUCGGCCACUCUCACCACCCCGUUCUGGCAGUGGUUCCUCACCAAAUUUGGGAAGAAGACUGCAGUCUACGUUGGCACUUUGUCUGUAGUUCCCUUCAUAAUCCUGGUAGUGUGUGUGAAGAGCAACCUGAUUGUCACCUACAUUGUCUCCUUUGCUGCCGGGGUCAGCGUGGCUGCCGCCUUCCUGCUGCCUUGGUCUAUGCUGCCCGACGUCGUCGACGACUUCCGGGUGCAAAACCACGAAGCAAAUGGACACGAGGCGCUCUUCUACUCCUUCUACGUCUUCUUCACCAAGUUUGCGUCCGGAGUCUCCCUGGGAAUCUCCACUCUCAGUUUAGAUUUUGCCGGCUACAUCUCUCGAGGUUGCUCCCAACCGGCAGAAGUGGACAUCACGCUGAAGGUGCUGGUCUCCGCCGCCCCCAUACUCCUCAUCAUGAUCGGCCUAGCCAUCCUGUACACGUACCCCAUCAACGAGGACAAGAGGCAAAGCAACCGGAAACUGCUCCAGAAGCAAAGGGAUGAGGCAGAUUCCGAAACGGACUCGACGGAACUUUCCAACAUGAUCUAACACUUUUUUUUUUUAACACCGCCGACCAAUUAAGACGAACGCCUGGCAUUUUGCACUGGGCGGGCCCCAGUGUCCUUUGGCCCGUCUUAUCUUACAGACACUGCCUAGUCCAGGCAACGCUCUUGCUGCUGCAACUGCUGCUAUUUCCCUUCAAGAGGCUAAAAAAAACAUGCCAAGCCAACCUGAUAUUUACACGCUAAUUUGCUCGGUCAGGUCUCUUUUGUACUGCCAAAACCCUCUCUUUUUGUUGUGUGACUUUGUUCCUUGAUUGAAAGUGCGCAAAAAGCCAGUUUGCAUCUUUUUUGUAAUCCAGUGACUUGAGCACUGUACUACCAACCUAAACUUGAACAAACAGCAUCUGUGCCUUCGCUCAGUUCAGUAGCAAAAUGAAAACAAGAAACUGACACUUCAUUUGAAGAUCCAUGUUCUUGAGUCACCGGUUGGACUAUACAAUUUUAUUUUAUUUUGCCCUGACAGCCUGAUUGUUCUUAUCUCAAUCCACAGGUAAAUGAUUAACACCUUUCAAGGGCUUGUUUUUGUUUUGAUUUGCUCCAUGUCAUUAAGUAAAACCACUACUAUAGAUCUGCUACUAUUAUUUAUAGAAAAGGCUACUGAGGAAUAGGAAAAACAUCUCCCCUCCCCCCCGACUGAGCGCUGAGCUAAAAGGUGACAACAGUCCGUACUGAAUAUGUGAUCGUGUUAAGUAUUUAUUACUUUUUGAUUUUGCAGUUUGGACAAUAGAUGUGUCUUGCAGUAUUUAAAACCUAUUUAAGGGCGCAAUCGAUAUAAAGUAAAUCAAUGUUCUCAUACAUUUUUUCACGUGUCACCCUCGCUUGUCUGUACGCAUUAAAGAUAGGAUGCACGUAAUUGUGGGGAUACAAAAUAGGAUGAAGGAAACAUGAUUUUCUUUCUCUGUAUAUAUGCGUCUGUAUUGUACGAUUAACUGUUUUGUAAACUUCUUCAUUCAUAUCCAUUGAUAUGGAAUUGUGUACAUACAGCGUCCUAUGUUAUACAUACAGCUACAAUAUGCUCCUGAAACUGAGGUGGCAUUGUGCAAGUUUUAAAAAAAAAUUUUGUCCACUUGGGGGGGGAGAAGGAAAAAAAUAAAGUAAUGAAAUAAUCUGAUAAAGAAUCAUUGUAUCAAUUGUAGAGGAUGCUGUAGGAGUGCUCUGUCUCAACUAACUGUAACCAUUGUACAUCCUGUAAAUAUUGUUUUUGUUCGGUCGUGGAACUGCAGUUGAACUUAACUUCUUUCCCUGUGCAUGACUCUUGCUAGAGGUUGUGUGUGUGUGUGGGAGAGAGGGGGGGGGGGCAUACAGACACAUGCCUUGUGUACAUGCCUCCCAUGUCCAUAUGUAAAUGGUGUACGUAGAGUUGUAAAUACAUUUGAUAUUUGUGGCUGCAAGUGACUUGAUGUACUCUGUACUGAAGUUUAUUUCAGGGGAAAAGAGAUUGAAAACAAUAAAUAGUGCUGGAAAAGUGAA